UUCGUUCUAGUCGCAAGUAAGCGCUUGACAUUUCAAACGUCAAAAUGACAGAAGAGAGAAUUUUUGAAUUUUUGCUCCCAAAACACCACGAUUACCCCAAACUCCACUGCGAAGCAGCCGAAACCAUUGCCAAGAGCUUCACGGAUGUUAUUUACGACACUUUGAGGCUCAAAUCGGCGAUUCCGGCCAAUAAACGCCUCAACGUUCUUAAAUUCAUUAAAACACUUGCGUCCGCUCCAGACAAUCAUGUAACAGUGGACGAAAGCAAUUGUGCAACGUUUAUUAAAUCACUUGAGGGGCAAUUCAGUGACACAAGUGAUGAUUACUUAAACCGGGUUGAGAGCGAUUUAAGGGCACAAUUACCAAAAGAUUUGUCCGAAGAAGUGUUACAGUUUUACAAGAGACGCAAACAAGCCCACGAGGAGAAAAUCAAACGGCUUGAACUGAUCAAAAAACACGACCAGGAAGCGCUAGACAACGACAAUUUUUUGCACAGAGUCACACGAAGCAUCACGUAUUACGAAACGAGCGAAAACGUUAUUAAACAAUUAUUGGGAAACGAAUCAAAGAACCAAAAUUCGCCCAACACAACCGACUUCAAUUCACCCGACUAUAGGGCAAAACAAGUGCAAUUUGCAUACGGGUUACUGCACCUGAAACACUGGGAGACCUUACUGAAGGUUUUAGAACGGUUCAAAAAAUACGAGACUUUGUCAAACACCGAACAAAACUUCUUGUGUUACUUGAGCACGAAUUUAAGCCCCGACUGUGACCACUUAGGGCCGAUUUUAGUCAACGAUUUCAUUUUCGUGUACGAGAGCAUUGUCUUGACCUUUUGUACACAAAUAAUUCAACUACCAGACGCCCAAAUACCCCAAUUUUUUGAAACCUUGCCAAGUGACAAAAAUUACCAAACCCUUAAAAAUUUAAGCACAAAUCGCGAAUUUGGGCUAAAAUUGAAGAAUUUAUUGUUCGAGUUGUACAGUUUUAGUUAUUGUAAUGCCAAUUUACUGAAAUUUGCUAAUUUAUUUGAAUAAAUAAGUUUAAAAAGCG
Tribolium castaneum (red flour beetle) is the source of this 1053-nucleotide messenger RNA. RefSeq lists its product as uncharacterized. The transcript has 3 exons. Bases 45 to 1037 code for a protein of 330 amino acids. Lineage: Eukaryota; Metazoa; Arthropoda; Insecta; Coleoptera; Tenebrionidae. The record is from RefSeq and is a predicted model, not a curated record.